Molecule: messenger RNA, 901 nt
Organism: Camelina sativa (false flax)
Lineage: Eukaryota; Viridiplantae; Streptophyta; Magnoliopsida; Brassicales; Brassicaceae
Biological process (GO): endocytosis
Cellular component (GO): endosome; clathrin vesicle coat; plasma membrane
Molecular function (GO): clathrin binding; phospholipid binding
Source: RefSeq, a predicted model, not a curated record
GGUACUUCGACUAUAUAUUAAGAAGGCUAGUACUAUAUGGAUCUAUAUAGAUAUAUUGAUUAAUUUGUUUCAUUGAGCAUCAAGAAUUAGAGAGAUGUCUAAGCUUAUGCAAAAUCCGGUGUUCCAUGAACUUAAGAAGCAAGCUUCUUUCUUCAUCAAGGAAAAGAUCAAGACUGCUCGUCUCGCCGUAACCGACGUUACUGCAGAAGAACUAUUGACAGAAGAAGUUACGGGCAGUACUCCCUCGUUAAUAGACGCACGUUCCAUGGCGGUCAUAACCAGAGCUUCUUUUGAGGUCGAUCAAUUCCAAAGAAUCGUGAGGAUUCUACGGCAAAGAAUGGUAAUGUUUGAUAGAAAGGAAUGGCGCGGCAUGUACAACACGUUGUCAAUGUUGAACCACUUGUUGAUCAACGGCCCACUAAGUGUAUUCAAUGAGUUCCAACACGAGAGAAUAAUUAUUGAAGAUGUCAUACAGAUCGAGUGGAUCGAUGAGAAAGGAUUCGAUUGUGGUGUAAAAGUUCGAAACAUUGCCGCGAAGGUGCUAAGAUUGCUCGAAGAUGACAUGUUUCUUAAAAACGAGAGAGAAAGAACCCGUAAGCAAAGCACUGGUCGGAUCACAGGAUUCGGAAACUCGAGUUUCUUCAUACAUUCUGAAACGAACAUAGUAAGAGACAACAGCUCGUUCUUGAAUGACGACCACCAACCUUGUGAGAAUGAUCUUAUCGCGGAUGAUCAUCCUUUCGUCGAGAAUGAACACAAUAGUGCUCAGCUCUUGCUUUCUUCUUCGAUUUGAGUUGCGUUGUUUUUUUUUUUUUUUAUAAACAAAGACACAAAUUAAUGCGAAAACAUGUAACGCGUAAUUUUGUAAACUGUACCAUUACUAAAAAAUCAUUAAAGGUCA